Propithecus coquereli (Coquerel's sifaka) is the source of this 1043-nucleotide messenger RNA. RefSeq names its product SRY (sex determining region Y)-box 18 (gene SOX18). The coding region runs from base 1 to 1029 and encodes 342 amino acids. Gene Ontology annotation, biological process: positive regulation of transcription by RNA polymerase II; angiogenesis; vasculogenesis. Gene Ontology annotation, molecular function: RNA polymerase II cis-regulatory region sequence-specific DNA binding; DNA-binding transcription factor activity, RNA polymerase II-specific. The transcript is spliced from 2 exons. The record is from RefSeq and is a predicted model, not a curated record. Lineage: Eukaryota; Metazoa; Chordata; Mammalia; Primates; Indriidae.
AUGGAUGCCCCUCCCUCGGCAGAGCUGGCCACACCCACACCACCCCGUGCAGCCCUAGGAGUCCCCCAGCCUUGUGGCUCCGGGGUCAGGGCCACCCGACUGCAGUCCUCACCCCCGCUGCCGUCCUCACCUCUGCCGGGCAGUGUGCAUGAGCGCCCGAGGCGCACGCAGGGCUCGGCUGGCCGCCUGCCCGCCCGACGGCGGCCCACUGACCGGCGCCCGCUGCCCGCAGGCAAAGCGUGGAAGGAGCUCAACGCCGCGGAGAAGCGGCCCUUCGUGGAGGAGGCCGAACGGCUGCGCGUGCAGCACUUGCGCGACCACCCCAACUACAAGUACCGGCCGCGCCGCAAGAAGCAGGCGCGCAAGGCCCGGCGGCUGGAGCCCGGCCUCCUGCUCCCAGGCCUGGCGCCCCCGCAGCCGCCGCCCGAGCCCUUCCCCGCCGCGCCCGGCUCGGCUCGCGCCUUCCGCGAGCUGCCCCCGCUGGGCGCCGAGCUCGACGGCCUGGGGCUGCCGACGCCCGAGCGCUCGCCUCUGGACGGCCUGGAGCCCAGCGAAGCCGCCUUCUUCCCGCCGCCCGCGGCGCCCGAGGACUGCGCGCUGCGGGCCUUCCGCGCGCCGUACGCGCCCGCCGAGCUGCCCCGCGACCCGGGCGGCUGCUUCGGGGCUCCCCUGGCCGAGGCACUGAGGACCGCGCCCCCCGCCGCGCCGCUCCCCGGCCUGUACUACGGCGCCCUGGGCGCGCCAGGCCCGUUUGCCGGCCCGCUGUCGCCGCCGCCCGAGGCCCCGCCGCUGGAGGGCGCCGAGACGCUGGGGCCCGCCGCCGACCUGUGGGCCGACGUGGACCUCACCGAGUUCGACCAGUACCUCAACUGCAGCCGGACUCGGCCCGACGCCGCCGGGCUCCCGUACCACGUGGCGCUGGCCAAACUGGGCCCGCGCGCCAUGACCUGCCCCGAGGAGAGCAGCCUGAUCUCGGCGCUGUCCGACGCCAGCAGCGCCGUCUACUACAGCGCCUGCAUCUCCGGCUAGGCCCCGCCCGUCCG